UCAAAACCCGCGUUUUGGGAAAACAGAAAAGGAAAAAAGAUAUCUUUAAACCACUACCCAACAGUCCAACACUCCCUCCCGGAGCUCACAGUUGAGCUUUCUUCUUCUUCUUCUAACUAUUUCAAAGACGGGAUGUCGACGCGCCACUUAUUCCACUCUCACGCGCCGUCUUUUAUAACUCACGCGCGCCCUCCUCCUCUUUCCGAUGUUUCUUCCUGUCAAGCUUUCCCAGCCACAGCCAUUUCUCAAAGACAGAUGGCAUUUGCAAAUUUGUGUUAUAUCAACUUUAAGAGCCAUAGAAGACUGGAGGUUGUUUGUCUUGGUAUGUUGGCACCUCGAAAGUUCAUGCAAAAGAGGAAAAAAAUUGAAUCAUUCAAAGAUUCAGCCGAUGAAGCAGAUCAAAAAAACUGGAGAAAACUGAUGUUGGAAAUUGAUGAGACUGGUUCUGCAGUUCCUGUUCUGAUAAGUCGAAAGGCCUCCAAUGAAUCUCUCCCUAAAGAUCUUGUACUUGGAACUUUGGUUAGGUUGAAGCAGUUAAAGAAAUGGAAUAUUGUUGGCGAGAUUCUUGAAUGGCUACGGACUCAGCAGUGGUGGAACUUCAAUGAGAUGGAUUAUGUGAUGCUCAUCACGGCUUAUGGGAAGCAAGGGAACUUUGUAAAAGCUGAGAACUUAUUCAGCUUCAUUAACAAGAAAGGCUAUGCUCCAAAUGUGGUAUCCUACACUUCUCUUAUGGAGGCAUAUGGAAAAGGAGGUCAAUACAGUAAAGCCGAGUCUGUCUUUCGAAGAAUGCAGACUUCAGGUCCCGAACCCUCUGCUUUGACAUAUCAAAUAAUUCUUAAGAUAUUUGUUGAGGGAAACAAGUUCACAGAAGCUGAACAAAUUUUUGAGAAUUUGACCAAUGGUGAGAAGUCGCCUUUGAAGCCAGAUCAAAAGAUGUUCCAUAUGAUGAUUUACAUGCAUAAGAAGGCUGGAAGCUAUGAGAAGGCUUAUAAACUCUUCUCUUUGAUGGCUGAACGGGGUAUUGAACGGUCCACAGUUACAUUCAAUAGUCUCAUGUCAUUUGAAACCAACUACAAGGAAGUUUCACGUAUUUAUGACCAGAUGCAAAAAGCAGGUCUCAGACCAGACGUUGUUAGUUAUGCUUUACUCAUCCAUGCUUAUGGGAAAGCUAGACGAGAAGAGGAAGCUUUAGCAGUUUUUGAAGAAAUGUUGGAUGCUGGUAUCAGGCCGACACAUAAAGCUUACAACAUAUUGCUUGAUGCUUUUGCUAUCUCGGGUAUGGUGGAGCAAGCUCAAAAUGUCUUUAAAAGCAUGAGGCGAGAUAGGUUUACCCCUGAUCUAUGCUCCUAUACAAGUAUGCUGUUAGCAUAUAUAAAUGCCUCUGACAUGGAUGGCGCUGAGAAAUUCUUCAAGAGACUGAGAGUAGAUGGACUUGAGCCCAACAUUAUUACUUAUGGGACAUUAUUGAAAGGGUACGCGAAAGUAAAUAAUCUUGAGAAGAUGAUGGAAACAUAUGAAGGCAUGGUAACUUGUGGGAUCAAAGCAAAUCAAACAAUUUUCACCACAAUAAUGGACGCGUCUGGCAAGAAUAAAGAUUUCGCAAGUGCUGUGUUUUGGUUUAAGGAGAUGGACAAUCGUGGGUGUCCUCCUGAUCAAAAGGCAAAGAAUAUACUCCUGUCAUUAGCUAAAACAGAAGAAGAACAAGAGGAAGCUAAUGAACUUGUCGGUGGAGGUAAUACAAGUUCUCUGAUCUCUCAGUACAAUAGUGAUGAUGAUGAUACAGAUGAAGCCUAUUUUUCCGAUGAUGAAACGGAUGUGAAUGUUACCUCAGAAUCUUAUGAAGAAGAAGUACAGGAUGAAUUGAUGGCUAACAAUAGUUCAUAACACUAAUUAAGGCAUGUUGAUUCUGAAGUUCUUAUACCACAGAUCCCAUCCGUUCCUGACACAUAAAUCGAAGUCAACGAUUUUGCUUGUAUAUUUCAAUCCAUAGUUUGUUUAGAUUGGCUUGUAUUCAGAUAGUAAAAGAUGUGUUACAUAUAGCAAUAUAAUUAGAGGUCUCAUUUCAAA
This is a messenger RNA of Spinacia oleracea (spinach), 2067 nucleotides long. Its product is annotated as pentatricopeptide repeat-containing protein At3g59040. The coding region runs from base 133 to 1884 and encodes 583 amino acids. Lineage: Eukaryota; Viridiplantae; Streptophyta; Magnoliopsida; Caryophyllales; Amaranthaceae. The record is from RefSeq and is a predicted model, not a curated record. The transcript has 7 exons. Gene Ontology annotation, molecular function: protein binding.